This is a messenger RNA of Plasmodium yoelii, 582 nucleotides long. RefSeq names its product conserved Plasmodium protein, unknown function. Lineage: Eukaryota; Apicomplexa; Aconoidasida; Haemosporida; Plasmodiidae. The record is from RefSeq and is a predicted model, not a curated record. The transcript is spliced from 6 exons. The coding region runs from base 1 to 582 and encodes 193 amino acids.
AUGUGCGAAUUAAAGCCCACUAAUUCAAACGAACUACAGAUUGAAUUUGUUGAUGAAGAAAAUAUUUCAAACAAUGAAAAAGGAGGAAACAAAAAAAAACUUAAAGAAAUUUUAAAAAGAGUAUAUAUAGGAAUUUAUGAGGAUUCAAAAAACAUUCUUCUUUUAAAAAAUACUGGCAUUACACAUAUUUUAAUUAUAAGAUCUUCUAAAGAAAAUAAUAUUGCCAGGAUUAUGUUCCCUCAUGAUUUUGAAUAUUAUAUUAUUGAUAUAAAAGAGGAUUUUGAUUUUACAGUUUAUUCACAUUUUAAAUGCUUACUCGAUGAUAUACUUUUUGAAAACAAAAAUAAUAAACUAUUUAUUCAUAGCUAUUUUAACCUUAACGAUAUAUUAUAUUUAAUAAUAUUUUACAUAAAUAUAACCUUAAAUUGUAAUAUUAAUGAUGCUUAUUCAUAUGUAAAGAAAUUAUUUUCCAAUCUUAUAAUCCCAAUUGAUGAUUUUGACCAAAUAUAUUAUUUUACAAAAAGACACAUGCUAACCUAUUAUCCAGGAGAAUGUACAACUUAUUUUGAUGCUAAAGAUUGA